Molecule: messenger RNA, 231 nt
Organism: Ilex paraguariensis (yerba mate)
Lineage: Eukaryota; Viridiplantae; Streptophyta; Magnoliopsida; Aquifoliales; Aquifoliaceae
Source: the annotation of a GenBank genome assembly
AUGGAUCCGUGUUGUUUGGACCUUUCGAAGCCUCUUCCACCUCUGGUUAAGGCCUUUGACUGCGCAUCAGAGCUCACCGCUCUGCGUGGAAUGGCACCUGUGUUUGCUGUGUGGAAAACCAAGAGAGCAUUGAACAUUGGGUCUGAAAAAAGGCUUAGAGAAGCUAUUGAGCUUAUUCAUGGCUGUGUCUCCGAGAUGAUUCAAAGGUCACUAGAAGGGGCAGUUAACUGA